AUGGGGGAGAUCUAUUUGGACAAGGCGCUCGGCCUGCUGUCCUCGGACAAGCAGAAGGAACGAGCUGAUGGCUUAGCAGAUCUCAAACAUAUCCUGCAGCAAAACAAACAGAGUUCAAAGCUACUGGAACUUAGUGACAAAGCCUGCCACAAGAUCUUUGAAGCAAUUUUCCGUUUGGUUGCGGUAGAACGGCCGAUUUACAUCCGCGCUCAACGGUCGAAUACCAAAAACCCUUCAGCUACUCGCUUGUCAACAUGCGCCUCGGUGCUUCGUACAGCAGUCGACAUCUUUCUGCACAACAUCCGAGCCAAAACGGUCCGCGCGAUCAUUGAUCACAUUACGGAGACCAUACCAGUUCCAAGGGAUGGGCUAUGGGAGCCACUCAGUGUGGACUACACGAAAUCCUUAACGUCACUUCUUCAAUACCCUCCCCAUACCGAGCACCUGGGCGAUUCGGACUGGGAAAGGCUGAUUGAUUACUGCCUCGAUGUGAUCAAUAUACAAGAGAGCGAUGGGAGUCAGCUCAGCAUUCGCAGUGAACAUCGGUCUGCUCCAGAUGACUUACUGGAUGCAAGCGACGGCCGCUCGACCCCCCAAAGAAUGACACCUGCUCCAGGCAAUGGAGAGAAAUUCGUUGGCGACAGAAAUACCGUCGGAGAAGUUCUAGCUUGUAUCCAGCUUCUGAUUUCAAGCCCCAGCGCCCCCAUACAGGCUGCUGCGGAGAGCAUCCUGCGAGGGCUCGUGGAAUUUGUCAAGUCCCCAUCCAUAAUGGCCGGAAAUGCACACAAACUGGCGCUCAGUAGUAUCAAUACAGUUGUUUCCAGAGUCUUGUUUGACCAGUCUGAGCUGGCUCGGUCAUCCCUGACAGAUUUGAUCCCAGUAAUUCGACGCCUAUGGAGUACUAAGCUCCCGAGCCUGAAGGAUGAGCUUCUUGCCACAAUCAUGUUGUGCCUGGUCAUUUUCGUGGAUGCGGCUCAUAAGAAGCCAUCUGAAUCCCUAGUUCGCUCAAUUGAAGGACUGACAGGCUCUCUUCAGUCUGAAUACAUGAAGCGGUCAGACAGGGAGUUGCUCCAAGCUGAUGAAACAGUAUUCUACCGGAAAGAUGGACAAGGAGAUGGACCUGUUUAUGGACCUCGCCUGGGAAAUGCACGAUCAGAACACAGCUGGACUGUGAUAUGGGCGCUUGCAAACUUGCUGAAACUGACAGCAAAAGCUGCCGUUCAAGAAACCGAUCAAGCUGCUUCUGGAGAGCUCUCUAGCAAAAGACAACGUCUUACAUCGUGCAUAGAUGAUGUUUUUCGCGAUGCGAUAUCUGGCACAGGCGCGCAAAGGAUUUGCGCAUUACAAAUGGUCCCUUUCCUCGAGGCCGAGAUUGACAUCGACACAAAGGAGUCUUUUGUCAAGCGAGUUAUUCCUAGUAUCCUCGAUGAUAACAGCACAGUCUCGACUUGGACGAUGAUAGCAUUGACAAGUGUUGUUAAAGGCCCUAGCGCCCGGCACCAUCAACUCAAAGGAUACUGGCCGCAAGCAGUAGAUCUCGCGACUCGGGCGUUUUCCUCCACUGUGACGUCUAGAGCAGCCUGCCAGUUCUUGAGCACAACAAUCGAGGCAGAGUUGCUGGAAUACUCCAUCCUGUCAGAGAACAUACGAUCAAUGCUCUCGUCUGCAAGUUUGAACGGCCCCUCCGCCAUUUCUGACUCGGCUCUAAGCAUGUGGGCAUCGAUAGCCCGGAAAAAGUUGCAGUUGAGCCCCGGUACCGCGCAGCAUGCAUCGCAGCAAAUUUGCAGUUGGCUGAGGGAGGUAUGGACUAUCGGCAAUGUCACAGAUCGACUUCAAACUGCCCAGAUCGCUACCUCUGCUCGCCCCCUCGAUUUGCUCAAUCUUUUCAUGGCAUGUACCAAUCGGCCGUUCGAGAUCCCUGAUAUCCGAUAUCGUGGACCAUCCGGGCUCAUUACUCGGAUGUGGUUUUACUUCCACGAAAAUGCAGAGCUUCUGGAGUACAUGUUCGGCCCGGGUAGUAGAAUCCUUCAUUCCAACCCUUGGAAUCACGGAGACACAUGGUCCUUGAAGCCGUCGGUUGGCCAAGAUGCAGAUGACUCGGUGAUCAUCGAAAUUUUGCGAGCAAAGUCCGAACUGUUCCUUCAAUCAUGGAACACGAUAAGUGAAGACAGGUCACUUUAUAUCACCACAGAUACUUUGCAGAUUUUGAUUUCUUUCUGUAUUGUUUGUUCCCUUUUCGAAGCAUGCCUUCCUCAGCAGUCGCGAUCUCGAGUGCAAGGUCUCCAACAGAACUGCAAUAACAUAUGGAAUUCCAUUUGCCAUUUCGUGUCAACACACGAGUCGACUGCCAUUCAACCAUGCCUUGAGAUAAUAUCGCCAAUCCUUGUGUUGGAAUCUGAACUUGAGAUGUUCGGCAUCGGGGCCGCUCUUUGUCCACUUCUCCGCCCGUUAGCAGAAAUACUCGAAAAGCUUCGUCAAACUUCGAAAGAAGACUCACCAAACCAGAGAGAUAUUAUGGACUUGGACGAUCGCUUAGCCCAUCACGGAGAUGAGGUCUCUGUUAACCAGGCAAUCUUCGCUUCGAACCGAGCGGCGUGUUGUCUCUUCUCUGAUGCACACACCUUUCAACGUUGUGAGACAAUCCGGUUGUCAAUACUUCUGAGGACACAAAUAGAGUAUGUCAGUUUGGACGACCCUCUGUCAACCAUUGUGGAGUAUCUUACGGAUCUGGACGAGUCCGAUCUCUUAUCCGCGCAAGGAGCUCUACCUGCAGUCUAUCAGAGAUGCUCAAAGCUGCAGCAGAAUGAACUGAUCCAGGUUCUGGAGGAUCUCGGAGAGAAAUGCCUACAGUCGUAUGAGAUGGAGCGCUGCGAAGCUUCUCACAACGUCUGCAUUCGUAUGAUGACUGCUUUGGUUGCAUCAUGGACAGAUCCACAGAGCGACCACUUAAGCGAAUCAGCUAUGGACUUGUACAGCUGGUUCAUGGAAGCUCUGAUUUCCAAGAAGAGGGCAUCAACCAAUGUGUACAUUGCUCUUUCUGCACUUGUGCAAGCGGUCCUGGAACUAUGCCCAUCAUAUGGUAAUCAGCAAUCUCUCCCAUCUCCACGAACUACCCUUUUCAUGAUACUGCAGGAGGGUGAUGCUCAGGUCAAAUUCAGCGUCGCUGAUUUUCUACCAACAUUGUUUGAACGUUUCCUUCUCAAGGAUCAUGACGCAAUCUUUGAUGAUGUUCUGCAGAGUCUGCCAAGAGAUCCAGAUUGGACCGAAGGGAUUGCUAUUCGCCUUCUUGUGUUGUCAAGACUGGCCUCCAAGUGGCAUACCUUAUUGCGAAGGAGCAUUUACCACAUGUUCGAGACUCCAGCCCAAGCUCCGGAUUCUCUCGGAUAUGCUCAAACAUGCAUGGCAUCUACAUCAGCUGCUCUUGGGCUGCGAGACGGAAGAGAGCUGUUUCGACUGUUCGCAUCUCAGAUACUGUACACCUGGACUGAGACACAAAGCGUUAUGUCCAUGCCGUACGGCAUCUUUGGAUAUGGCACCCUUGAAGAGAUGCUCAUUGAUGUGAAAGAUGAGGUCGUUGGACAGAUGAUGAUGCGUGCCAAGGAAUCGGAAACCCAGGAACUUGCAAGCUUCCUUGACAUACCUCAUGUCGAACUUCUUGAGGCAUCAUUCCAUAAAGCGGAGGCAUACAGUAUUGCGCGAGACAUCAGCACACCCCCCGAGCAGGGAAGCCAGCCCAAAGGUGUCGAGAUCCGCCUGAGGAAAUUGCUUGGACCAGAGAGGUUUAUGGCCCAAAUAGAGGAAAACUUUCCGCAGAUCAUCGCGACUUUCUUCAGGACUCUUGAUCGACAUGAUCAGAUAGAGCGAGAAUAUUCAAAGCGUCCAAGCUUUCACUACGCACUCGAUAUCCAGACCAAAAUUAGCCAAAAAUGUGCUUCGCAGAACUCCCUGCCAGCAAAUCAGCAACCAUGUUUCCGAGCCCGCUACCUGCUAGAUGAGCUCGAGUUCUUGUGCAAACGUGCGGGCUUUGAGCUUGAAACAAUAUGGUCACCAGCUCUUGCUACAUUUGUCUGCCGGUCUCUACUGGAGUCGAUACAUCCUGCAAUGGGAUCUCUACAUACGUGCUCCGUUAUCCGGAAGAUUAGAGUACUUGUGUGCCUUGCAGGCCCAAUCAUGCUUGAGAAUUACCCACUUGAGAUGAUCCUCAAUGCCCUUCGCCCUUUCAUUGUCGAUAUCCACUGCUCUGAAGAUGCCAUGGGGGUCUUUUGGUACCUUCUCGAGGCAGGGAAGGAUUAUUUGCUGAAGAACCCCGGAUUCACAGCUGGCAUCUGCCUCUCGACCUUGGUGACCCUUCGCAGGCUCUUUUUGUCAUCCCCUGAAAGUACCACGCAGCAAAGUCAAUUUCAAGGUGUGCUCUCGACUGCAGAAGCCUUCCGCGAGUGGCUUCGUCGGUUCAUGGCCGACUGUCAAUCCUCAGAUCGGAGCAAUGAAACUAGGCAAUAUUUUGCAAAUCUACUGGACCUGGCACGGCAAUUGCCUUCCCUAACGAACUCCUCAAAUUUCCAAAUUGAAAAUGACCUUGUCUUUGCUAUACUCAAAGAUCGCGACUCCCCCACGUCACUCUUGAGCAAACCAAUUGCGGAUCUGGUACUCUCUUUACUAUGUCCCGAGUUCAGAGGAGAUACGAGAGAUGGCAAUAGCAGCUUUGAAAGUGAUUUGGAUCCUGGGUCCCACAUUUUUUCAUUGUGGGAAACACUCCACAAGUUCAACCACUGCCCCGAGUACCAGCUAUGGGCCGCUCGAGUCAUUGGGCGCUCCUUUGCUGCAACGGGAAAAAUCAAUGAGAGAUUGAUGCGCGAGCAAGAGCAUUUCUUGUUUCAAACACCGUAUUCAAAUGAUCCCACGGAUCCGGCUCAUCAGUCAAAGAAUACUAUCCUUCAAUUACUCUGUAGCAAGCUUCAUUCCCAAGAUCACGCGGAAACCGGCUUAAUUGAGCAGACACUACAGGUUAUUAUCAGCCACAUUACCGAGGCCGAUGAUUUCCAGGCGUACGCCAGUAUCAUUCCCGAGUCUCUAAUGCCAGCUCUCCUUUGGAAUCCAUACUCCUGCCCGAAAAUUUCACUUCCAAGAGCGAAGCUUGAAAUCUGCGACCUUGGUCUUCAAGAAGCUGCUGAGCCUGCACCUCUUGCUGAGUGGGCCCGCAACGCUACUCUCUCACUGUCCAGCGCUACUCCGCAGGACCCCGUCAUUGGACCUCUGCGCGCGGUUUUACACGUAGUUCCUGGAUUGGCAGUGCAGGUCUUGCCGUAUAUCAUCCACGAGGUGCUGCUGUCCGAAGAUGAUGGGGAAGGUCGACUUCGACAGGCGAUCUCCGGGCUUUUCAACAAUAUUCUCGGUAAAGUCAGUGAGGAAACCAUGCCGCAUGCUCGACUUGUCAUCACCUGCAUCCUGUAUCUUCGAAACCAGCCUGUUCCCGGCGAAUCCACGAUCGUUGACCGCGAUAAAUGGCUUGAAAUCGACUAUGACCAGGCAUCUUCAGCUGCACAUCAAUGCGGGCUGCAAAAGACAUCUCUCCUUUUCCUCGAAAUCGAGGCAUCCAGGGUGAUUUCCGGAUCUCGCCGCUCCUCGGUGGCCAAGUACGAACCACCUGUUGGGCUUCUGCACGACAUCUUCAAGAACAUCGAUGAUCCAGACCUUUUCUACGGCAUCCAGCAAAGCUCAUCUUUGACAACCGUGAUGGAGAGGCUGGAGUACGAGAGCUCGGGCCUGAAAAACCUUCUCUUCCAGAGUGCGCAAUACGACAGCGAGGUUCAGAUGUCCGACAGUCCCAAUCCCUUUGGAGUUUUGAGGGCAUUGAACGCGACAAAUCUUCAAGGCAUAGCCAACACAAUGUUGUCUGCCUCUGGCAGUGCUACUAAUGUGCUGGCUUCUUUUGACAGCAUGCUGCAGGCAGCAACAAGUCUCCAGCAGUGGGAUGUUCCAGUUUCACCACUGGAUGUUUCACCCUCGGCGACAGUUUUCCGCGCGUUCCAGAGCUUGAAUACAUCAGCAUCGUUGCCUGAAGUCGCUGUUUCACUAGACAACUGCCUGUUGACAACAUUAAAGACCAUGAGCGAAACCGGUCAAUCAACAAUUGAGCUGCGAAACACGAUGCGUGCACUCGGGAUCAUUACCGAGAUGAGUGAUGUUCUACAAGUCUCAUCAGCUCAGGAGAUGAAGGACGAAUGGGAGAAAGUCAUGGCUAGAAGCAGUUGGUUGAAGACUGAAAGCUAUACCGAGGUUGGAGCGAUAUUGAGCUGGCACGAAGCAUUGUUCUCUUCGAUUAGGAAGAAUGCUUUGCUAACGUCCAAGUCAAACCUGAGUUCAGCAGACUCGCGCCUGCUCGAGGCAAAGGUUUUCCGCCAAUCACUGGAGAUCACAAGGAGUCAUGGUGUUUCCCAGGCGUCCUUGAAGUCCGCAAUCAGCUUGUCAAAGCUUGCCGAGCCUUGCGCUGAACUGGGAAUGAAUAUUGACGGUGCAGCGAAGUUUGACCUUGCCAACGUUCUUUGGGACCAGGGGGAAAUGACUGCGUCGAUCCGCAUGUUGCAGCAGCUGAAGGGACAAGGCGACUUGCAUAAACAAGCCAUUCCACUCAGUCGUGCGGAACUGCUUGUGACCCUGGGGCACCACGUCGCCGAGGCACGACUAGAGAAACCCGAAUCAAUCCUCCAGGACUACCUGUAUCCGGCAGUCAAGGAGCUGAAAGGUGUCUCAGAAGGGGAGUCCGCUGGGCGGGUCUACCACGGCUUUGCAAGUUUCUGUGACCAGCAACUCCUGAACGUUGACGGAUUGGAAGACUUCAAACGAGUCAAGCAACUACGUGAUCGCAAAGAAAAAGAACUUCUCGGCCUAGAAGAAAUGAUGAAGAAUGCUGAAGGUCGAGAAAAGGAGUCUCUCAAAAUCUUCCGUGCCAAAGCAAAGCAAUGGUUUGAUCUCGAUGACCGUGAAUACCAGCGUCUCUUGCGAAGUCGAGAGGCCUUUCUACAGCAGUGCCUUGAAAACUACCUGCUUGCCCUGCGGGAAAGUGAGAUUUACAACAACGAUGCUCUCCGAUUCUGUGCGCUUUGGCUUGACCAAUCAGACAGCAAGACUGCAAACACUGCAGUAUCCCGAUAUGUCAACGAUGUACCAAGUCGCAAAUUUGCGCCUCUUAUGAAUCAAUUGUCAUCCCGCCUCCUCGAUGUCACCGAUGAUUUCCAGUCUCUUCUCACUGGAUUAGUUUUCCGAAUCUGCGCAGAACAUCCAUUCCACGGAAUGAAUCAGAUUUUUGCUAGCAGCAAGUCAAAGGGCGGGAAAGACCAAUCCUCGCAUUCUCGUUUCCGGGCUGCAAACAAGCUCGUGGACCGCCUGAAGAACGACAAGGACAUUGGGCCUACCUGGAUUGCAGUCCACAACAUGAACAUUACUUAUGUCCGUUUUGCCAUUGACAAGCCCGACAACAAGUUCAAGACCGGCGCGAAGAUUCCUCUGAAGAAACUACCCACAGGAGAUCGUCUCGGGAAAGAUGCGGAAACGUAUAAGCUGCCACCACCUACAAUGAAAAUUGAUCUCCGCGCAGACAUGGACUACAACGAUGUUCCUUCGAUUGCUCGAUUUAGCUCGGAGUUUACGCUUGCAUCUGGUGUUAGUGCUCCUAAGAUUGUGAGCGCCGUUGCAACUAACGGCGUCCGAUACAAGCAGUUGUUCAAAGGAGGAAAUGAUGAUUUACGCCAGGACGCAAUCAUGGAACAAGUAUUCGAGCAAGUUAGCAGCCUUCUGAAAGAUCAUCAGCCUACACGCCAACGGAACCUAGGAAUUCGGACGUACAAGGUUCUUCCGUUGACUCUGAAUGCUGGAAUCAUCGAAUUCGUUCCAAACACCAUCCCCCUGCACGACUAUCUCAUGCCCGCGCAUCAGCGCUAUUUCCCCAAGGAUAUGAAGCCCAGCGCCUGCCGCAAGCACAUUGCCGAUGUACAGACCAGAUCGUUUGAACAAAGGGUCAGAACCUACCGCCAAGUAACGGAGCACUUUCACCCUGUGAUGAAAUACUUCUUCAUGGAGAAGUUCAGUAACCCGGACGACUGGUUCAGCAAACGAUUGGCAUAUACGCGGAGUACUGCUGUGAUCUCCAUUCUGGGUCACGUCCUCGGGCUUGGUGAUCGACAUGGUCACAAUAUCCUGUUGGACGAAAAAACAGGAGAGGUGGUUCAUAUUGACCUGGGUGUGGCGUUUGAACAAGGACGGGUUCUCCCUGUUCCCGAGGUGGUGCCCUUCCGAUUGACUCGAGACCUGGUUGAUGGGUUCGGCAUUACCAAGACGGAGGGUGUUUUCCGGCGCUGUUGCGAGUUCACCUUGGAGGCACUUCGGCAAGAAUCAUACAGCAUCAUGACCAUUCUUGACGUGCUCCGAUAUGAUCCAUUGUACAGCUGGACCGUGUCUCCACUUCGAAUGAAGAAGAUGCAAGACAACCAGGACGCUGGUGACGGCCCCCCUCUUCUGCCUGGCGCACAAGUCAAGCCUUCCACAAACGAACCAAGCGAGGCUGAUAGAGCUUUGACUGUGGUGGCGAAGAAGUUGAGCAAAACGCUGAGUGUCACUGCCACAGUGAACGAGUUGAUCCAGCAAGCAACCGAUGAGAAAAAUCUGGCUGUUCUUUAUUGUGGGUGGGCCUCUUAUGCUUGA
This is a messenger RNA of Penicillium subrubescens, 8697 nucleotides long. RefSeq names its product DNA-binding protein kinase TEL1 (gene atmA). The transcript is spliced from 9 exons. Gene Ontology annotation, molecular function: protein serine/threonine kinase activity; protein binding. The record is from RefSeq and is a predicted model, not a curated record. Gene Ontology annotation, biological process: DNA repair. The coding region runs from base 1 to 8697 and encodes 2898 amino acids. NCBI's taxonomy places the organism in Eukaryota, Fungi, Ascomycota, Eurotiomycetes, Eurotiales, Aspergillaceae.